AUGACGGUGAGCAUUUUGUUCACGAUUUCUAGCCGUGACGCACGUAUUGCCCUCGGGCAUUCGUCAAAAGAGAAUAACAGGAUUUUAUAUUGUUGCAUCUUGUUUAUUGUCUUCUUUAUGUAUAGAGGAAAAUGCCUUUGUUGCUUCCUACUUUCUUUCACUAAUUAUUUAUAUAUUUUUGUGUUUCUUUCUCUAUUUCUUUCAUGCAUGAACUCACUUUUUCUUUCCUUCUAUAUUAUAAAUCUUGUCUUCUAUUCCCUUGUUCUUUCUUUCUUUCUUUCUUUCUUUCUUUCUUUCUUUCUUUCUUACACUCCUUUGUCCAUCUUUCUUUUUUUCAUGAACUCACUUUUUCUUUUUUUCUAUAUUAUGAAUAUUGUCUUUUACUCGCCCUUUCUUUCUAUCUUUUUUCUUCUACUCAUUUGUCCAUCUUUCUUUCUAUCUUUAUUUCUUUCCUUUCAUGAACUCACUGUUUCUUUUUUUUUCUAUAUUAUAAAUCCUGUCUUUUACUCCUUUGUUCUUUCUUCUUUGUUUCGUUCUUUUUUUGUUUCUUUUUUCAUUCUUUCUUUCUUCCGCUCAUUUGUCCAUCUUUCUUUCUUUCCUUUGGUGAACUCAAUUUUUCUUUCUUUCUAUAUUUUAAAUUUUGUGAUUUACUCGCUCGUUCCUUCUUUCUUUCUUCCUUUCCUUCUUUCUUCCGCUAAUUUAUCCAUCUUUCUUUGUUUUCAUGAACUCACUUUUUUUCCUAUCUUAUAA
Acanthosepion pharaonis is the source of this 750-nucleotide messenger RNA. The record is from the annotation of a GenBank genome assembly. Lineage: Eukaryota; Metazoa; Mollusca; Cephalopoda; Sepiida; Sepiidae.